UGUCUGGCCUAUCUCCGAUUUCAUGGAGUUGACUAGCCAUGACAUAAUCAUGGAAUUUUCUGCAUCCCAAACGGCAAUGCUGGAUCAUCUUCCUUUGGGGCCUUCUUUGCACCAGUUAAAUAACCAAUCUUCCCCCGCCCUCGGACGAACAGCUUUAUGGAUUGAGACCACCGUAGAAAAUUCUGUCCAUUCAGCCGAUGAGUGGUAAUUUGGAGGAUUGGGUUGUCACCUGAACCGGAUGAAGUGAUCUGGGAUUUCCGAGCAUUUGAAGAAUCGACCGAAACUUCCUCAGUGGAGAUUCCAGACAUCGCGGAUUUAACCGAAGAAAUUGUCCAGAAACGACGAAGAGAAAUAGAAGAAAGUUUUCUAUAAUUCUGGUAUAAACGACCAGAAUUAACGAUGAAUAUUUGCUGAUUUUAUCGGAUAAUCAGCAGAACAAUGGAGUAAUUUACCAUCCUAGUGAGGGCGGCUCUGAUACCAUGAACAUAAAGGAAGGUUUUCUAGGUGGAGAUUGUGUUGAUACGAGACUUUCUGAACUUUGUUGUAUAGCAAAUUAGGUGGCCGAAUGGAUGAUGGGGGGCAACGUGAAAAUGGGAGACAGAGAGUGGAUUACUAUAAAGGUGUACAAAUUCCGUGGAAUAUGAUGCCCCAGUACCAGUUGAAUGAUCAGAAUGCCUUCAAUAUGCAUAAGAGGAUCGUGAACAUCAUUAAGGAGAGGAGUGUUGCUAUUGAAGAACGGGAUAGGGCACUAUCUGAAAGAAAUGCAGCCUUUGAUGAGCGAGAUAUGGCAUUCCAACAGCGAGAUACAGCAAUUGUUGAGCGAGAUAAUGCCCUUAGGGAACGAGACAACGCCAUUGCUGCCCUUCAAUUCCAUGAAACCACCAUGAAAAGCACAUUGAGUUGUGGAAUUCAACGUGGAACGAAGCGCGUGCACCGCCCCAUCAACCAUCCUACCAGUGUUGCUGAAGCUGCUUACAACACAAGGGAAGGACACAUAACUGAUGCCUUCCCAGUAUCAGCCAUUUCAUCUGAAGUUGUUAAGUCACGGCAGCCAAAACGGGAAACGGAAAGCAAGGUUGUUUCACCUACAACAUCGAAAUCACCAAAGAAGCGAAAGAAAAUAGGUGAGGAUUUGAAUAGGCGUGUCACUACUCAUGGGUCAAAGGCUGAGUGGGAUUCUCAGGAUUUUGACUUGAUGAACCAGGUUAAUUUUGAUGACUCUACCAUGCCAGUGCCUUUCUGCUCAUGCACCGGAGAACGUCGGCAGUGUUACAAAUGGGGGAAUGGGGGCUGGCAGUCAUCUUGUUGCACCACAACCCUAUCAGUAUAUCCACUGCCACAGAUGCCGAACAAGCGCCAUGCACGAAUGGGUGGCCGGAAGAUGAGUGGUAGUGUUUUUACCAGAUUGCUGAAUCAAUUGGCAGCAGAUGGUCAUGAUGUGUCAGUGCCCCUGGAUCUCAAGAACUACUGGGCCAAACAUGGUACUAAUCGCUACAUUACUAUAAAGUAAUUUAUCGACAAUCCUCAAAGAAUGGAAUGUAGUUUCUUUUUUAUGCCUAUAUUUCUAACCUAACCAAAAUGUUUCUGAAGUGGACGAAAAGGGUAGAUAGAGCUUCGAGUAUCGGAGUAGUUUCCAAGCUCUUCUAUUUGAAAUUAAACUUUGUGAUUUUUGUAACCCUUUUCCCCAAAAAGAAGGGGAAUUUUUGUUAAUUGUUGGGAAGUUGAACAAAAUAUAUUGCAGUAUAAGUGGCUUGCUUGUUUUGCUGUAAAAAAUUUAUUUUUAGAUGGCAAAUUUUAUGUUUGAGUCAGCAGCGGGUAAAAAAAACUAA
Messenger RNA from Cornus florida, 1829 nucleotides. RefSeq names its product protein BASIC PENTACYSTEINE4-like. The record is from RefSeq and is a predicted model, not a curated record. Gene Ontology annotation, molecular function: DNA-binding transcription factor activity; sequence-specific DNA binding. Gene Ontology annotation, cellular component: nucleus. The transcript has 3 exons. Gene Ontology annotation, biological process: response to ethylene. Lineage: Eukaryota; Viridiplantae; Streptophyta; Magnoliopsida; Cornales; Cornaceae. The coding region runs from base 566 to 1510 and encodes 314 amino acids.